Molecule: messenger RNA, 2784 nt
Organism: Rotaria sp. Silwood1
Lineage: Eukaryota; Metazoa; Rotifera; Eurotatoria; Philodinida; Philodinidae
Source: the annotation of a GenBank genome assembly
AUGAAAUUAUAUGCAUUAAUAUAUGAACAUGGUGUAUUUCAAAGAAUCUCAGGAUAUGUUAGUUGUUUCAAUUGUUAUUGUACAUUUAUUUAUGGUAAUAAUAGUGGAACAACACGUUUAAGGCAACAUGCAGCGAAAUGUUCUAAAACAACAUGUUCUUCUUCAAUAACGGUUGAAUGCAACGAUUCAUCAUCAUCACGACAAGCAACUUUAGCCCAACACGGAUUCAAAAAAUGUGUUAAAAUAAAUGAAAAAGAUAUAGAUAAUAUUAAAAGAUUAUCUGCACAAUGGAUAUGCCAAGAUAUUCGUCCUUUUUGUACAUUACGAGAUGCUGGACAUAAAUAUGGUGUUGUUGACGUCGAUGAAAUUCUUAGAAGUCGAUUUACAAUUGCACGAACCAUCGCUGAUUUAGCUGAAUCAUACAGACAACAUAUCAAGCAAUUACUUAUUGAGCCAUUGAAAGCACGUGCUGUUACUAUUUGUCCUGACUUCUGGUCAGAUUGUUAUAAAAACAUUUCGUAUUUGGGCUUGCAUAUUGUAUUCGUUGAUGCAAAUCAUAAAAUGUUUUCAAUUGAUUUAUUUUGUCGACCAUUUUAUGGUGAUAAGACAAGUGCUUCAGUUAUUAAAGUUCUUCAAGAACAUUUAAUUGAAUUUGGUAUUGAUAAUUUGGAUUUUGUUAAUAUUGUAUCAGAUCGAGGCUCCAAUUUUGUUGCUGCAUUUCGUGAUUUUAAACGAUUAUUUUGUUUCGGACAUCGUCUUAAUAAUAUUGUAAAAACGCCGUUCUUUGGAAAUACCAUCAAGAAAAAGAAAUCAAUAUCAAUUGCACCAACAACAAUCAAUAACAAUUUUGCAAUUAGUUACACAACAACAAAAAUAGAAAUUGAUAAUUCAUCAGUCGGCAAUGACGUUUUCACAAGUGAACAAUCAUCCGAAGAUGAAGAUGAUUAUAUGUUAACAUCUGUUCCAGCGAAGCACAAGGGUCGAAUAAAUAAUAUUGGUUCAUCGAAUGGUGAUAUUAAAUUAGCACGUAAAAUGUCGAUUAAUGAUAUCCCCAUUGAAGCACGUAGUGUUAUAAUAGCAUUAAAUCAAUGUAAAAAAAUAGUUAAAUAUAUAAAGAAGUGUGGUUUAAACAAAGAUAUUGAAAAUGCUGGUGGUGGAACUGUUCAUCAAUCUAUCAUUAUUCGCUGGAUAUCGACAUUAAAAGAUGCAAUGAGCUCAUACAGAGCAUUAUUAGAUUAUAAUCUUGCCGAUGGUGGUGAACGAUCCAGAGAAGGAUCACCAGUAUUAGAUGAUGAUUUGGUGGAUGAAUUGCAAGGUAUUAAUUUUUUCUGGAAUAGAAUUCGUUGUUUAUUAAACGAAAUGUUUACACUGGAUAUUAGACAUUAUGUUGCAACGGCUCUUCAUCCUAAAUACCGAUCAUUAACUUUAUGUUCGUCAAAAGAGCGUUGUGAAUAUUACGAAUAUAUUCGUAAACAAAUAAAAUUAAUUAAUACUGAAUCAAAUAAACUCAUUCAAGGACAAAUUGAUAAACCAGUACAGAAGAAAUUUAAAAAGGACUUAUUCAGUCGAUUCGAAUCAAAUAAUUUUGCUGAUGGUGAAGAAAGUGAAGAAUCAGAAGAAGAUACUGCAAUUUCAUCUCGUAAUAAGAAAAGUGAUGAACUUGAUCGAUAUCUUAAUUUUGAAAUAGAUCGAUCAAAACUGCAAUCUGAUCCUUUACCAUUUUGGAAGGAACACCAAGACAAAUUCCCCUGUUUAUCUCGAUAUGCACGAUCAAUUCAUUCAAUACCGGCUACAUCAGCUAGUGUUGAGAGACAAUUCUCUGCAGCCGGCUUAAUUAUUAGUGAACGACGAAGCAACUUAAAACCAGAACAGCUCGAUAAUGUUUUAUUAAUUCGAUCAUCAAUUAGACAAGUUCAUAUUUUUGCGCUAAUUUAUAGUUUUACCGCAUCAACAGUUUUCUUUUCCAUGGCAGCUGUAUUUUCUUAUGGUGGUAUUCUUGUAGAACAAAAUGCGAUAUCAUUUAAAAGUAUUACGAUAGUGAUGAAUUGUAUGAUAUUCGGUGCUCAAAGUGUCGGACAUAGUGCAGCGAUGGCACCUGAUUAUGGCAAAGCUGUUUCGGCUGCACAAAAAAUGCUUGCAUUAUUUGCUCGAGAACCGAAAAUAUCCAUUGAUUCACAUGGAUUGAAAUUGAAAAACUUUACAGGUGAUAUUCACCUCAGAGCAGUGAAUUUUGCUUAUGCCACACGACCACGUGUACCAAUAUUGAAUAAUUUUAAUCUUGAUAUCAAGAGUGGUACGAGUGGUAAUGGUAAAAGUACUCUGUUACAUCUUCUUGAACAUUUUUAUGAUGUUCAAAGUGGAUCAGUGCAUAUCGAUUCGAAAGAUCUUCGUGGUGUUAAUUUGAAUUGGUGGCGUUCUCAAGUUGGCAUGGUCACACAAGAACCGGUACUAUUCAAUGUAUCGAUUGCAGAAAAUCUUGCUUAUGGUGAUUUAUCACGGCAUGUAACAAUGGACGAGAUUAUCGAAGCAGCUAAAAAUGUCAAUAUUCAUGAUGUUAUUCAACAAUUACCGCAGGGCUAUGAUACAUGUGUUGGCUCUAAAGGUGAUCAAUUAUCAGGUGGUCAAAAGCAACGUAUAGCAAUCGGUCGAGUUUUAAUUCGAAAUCCAAAAUUGAUCUUACUUGACGAAGCGACAUCGGCACUCGAUUGUGAAAAUGAAAAGGCAAGGAAUAUUUAUUUUCGAAUUCAUCAAAAUAUUUUUUGGAUUGAUAUAGAUUGUCAAUGA